AUGGAGGAUUUAAGUAUCCUAAAGAAGCAAGAACGCCAGCUGCGAGCUUCCAUCAAGGGAGUGGCUAAUUUUGUACGCGAUUUUAAACCAGAGCUUCACGAGAGUCAAGUAGAAGUCAGAUUGGGUCUGUUGGAGUCGACUAUGAAGAAGUACUACCUGGUGAGACAGAAGAUGGAAGUGUUGUUGGACACAGCUGACAGCGAUGGUGCUGAAGAGGAUGUCAAGGAGUCAGAGGCAACAAAGAAACGUCGAUUGCAGAAGCAGGCUGCAGAUCGUGAAGAGAAAUUCGACGCAGAAACGAUAGCAGUCGAAGAGCAGUACUGCACCCUGAAGGCAUCACUCCUUGCGUUGCGUCCGAGAAAGGUUGAGUCCUCGAGUGCGUCUGGGUCUGCAGAAAGAGUUGAAGCAAUAUCCCGUGUUAAGCUUCCGGACAUCAAGCUGCCAGUCUUCAACGGAAAACUUCGGGACUGGAUUCCGUUCCGGGAUAUGUUCGAUAGCCUGAUUCACAACAACACUCAGCUCUCCGACAUCGAUAAGUUCACAUACCUGCGGUCAGCAAUUAGUGGAGAAGCAUUACAGGAGAUCAGCUCGAUCGAACUUUCAGCUGACAACUACCAGGUAGCCUGCGACAUGUUAGAGAAGAGGUACGAGAACAAAAAGUUGAUCGUAAAAGCGUACUUGGACGCUCUUUUUGCUAUCGAACCUCUCAAAAGGGAAAGCGGAGAAGCUCUGAACCGCCUUGUCAGCGAUUUUGAUCGCAACAUCCAGAUGCUGGGCAAGAUCGGCGAAGAUACGGAGAAGUGGUCGACUAUUCUCGCGUAUAUGGUGUGUACUCGUCUGGAUUCGGUCACACUUCGUCAAUGGGAGAGUCAUCACAACUCAAAGGAUGUGCCGACGUAUCAGAAUGUAAUGGACUUCCUGAGAGACCAGGCGUUGGUUUUGCAAUCAGUUGCACCCAGUAGGCAUGAGGACAUCGAUAGUCGUCGCCAGCGUACAACAGUGUACGCCACGUCGAGAUUCCAGAACAACUGUGUGUUCUGUGGAAAUUCGUUCCAUCCAGCUUCUGCGUGCAGCAAGUUUCGAGCAAUGUCGGUGCCCCAGCGCUUCAGAGUUGUCAAGAUGAAGCGGCUCUGCCUGAAUUGUUUGGGUUCUGGUCAUUUUAUUGAUCGUUGUACCAAGGGAUCAUGUCGCGAGUGCAACAAAAAACACCAUUCGAUGUUGCAUAACAGUUUUUCGAGUCAGAGCUCCGUUUCACAAAACCAGUCGACAGUCAACAGUCAAUCGUUUCAUAAUGAAAAUCUUCCAGGACCUUCUGGGCAAGGUCAUGAACACAAUUUGAUAAGACAGGAUCAACAAAGUCAAACUUCGUACACAAAUCCUCAAGCACAAGAGAAUUCCACUAAUUCCUACCCUAUAAUACAAACACGUAUUCGCCACACUCAACCACAACACACCACAGACAAUUCUUUUACGUUUAAUGCGGCACCAAGGCCGGAUUGUGCUAAAUAUCGUUCACCUAGAGUUUUGAUGUCAACCGCUGUAGUGCGGGUUGAAGAUCGUUUUGUUCCGCUCAAUGGAAUCAAGAUUCCUCAUGGUUUGGUAUUGGCAGACCCUGAGUUUUGGAACCCGGGUCCGAUAGAUAUGAUUAUUGGGGCAGAAUAUUUCUGCGAUUUGGUGCGCUCAGGCAAGUGUCAAGUUUCGAAAGAAGGUCCAACUCUGCAAGAAACCGAGUUUGGAUGGGUUGUUUCCGGGAGAAUUCCGGAUUGUUCCUUUGAAACUGUUGCGUAA
This is a messenger RNA of Uranotaenia lowii, 1788 nucleotides long. RefSeq lists its product as uncharacterized. The record is from RefSeq and is a predicted model, not a curated record. Bases 1 to 1788 code for a protein of 595 amino acids. The transcript is spliced from 2 exons. Lineage: Eukaryota; Metazoa; Arthropoda; Insecta; Diptera; Culicidae.